Paramecium sonneborni is the source of this 2156-nucleotide messenger RNA. The record is from the annotation of a GenBank genome assembly. Lineage: Eukaryota; Ciliophora; Oligohymenophorea; Peniculida; Parameciidae.
AUGUAAUAAUCAAUAGCAUUUAAAGUUUUAAAGAAUUUCGAUAUUUUUGGACAAAAUAUCCAAUUGAAUUUUAAUGGUGAUGAUUCAUACCAAACUGCCAUCGGAGGUAUUUUUUCGAUAACAAUUAUUGCUGUCAUUGCUUUUUUCUUUUAAUAAAAUAUCAUAGAUUUCAUAAGUAAAAACUAGAUUAAUUUAAAUGUCCAAACACUAUUUGAUGCUAAUCCAGAUGAAAUCAUCUUUAAUGAUAAUAAUUAUAUGUUUGCAUUAGCCAUUGAAUAAAAUGAAUUUAAUACUAAUCCAUACUUCAAUAUAACAUUGAAAUAAAGAAUUUAUACAAGAUUAACAAAUGGAACUUUAAUAAAAUAAGAUUCAUUUAUUGAUUUGAUACCAUGUUCUCUAGACAGAUUUCAAAAUAUUUUUAAUAAUUAAAAUUUCACCGAUCAAUUUAUUUCUCUUAGAUUGUCUGAAUGGUUAUGUCCACAAUACAAUUAUUCAAUUAGAUUAUCUGGAGGAUACACCAGUUAAGUUUUUUAGUUCACUAAAAUAACUGUUUCUGAAUGUUCCAAUUAAACUGAAAAUAAUUAAAUCCUAACUUGGAAACCAUAAUGUGCUAGUACCAAAGAUAGAGAUAAUCAUCUAAAUAAUGAUAGAUCAUUUAGAUUAAAAAUGUAAAUUCACUAUUUUAUGUUUAGGUAUAUGACCAAUACUAUUAUUAAUCCUUUAUAACCAAAAAAUAUAUCUUAAGUAUUCUUAGAUGAUGAACUAUUCUUUUCUUUCCUUUUACUUACAGGAACUGAAACUGAUGUCUUUUAUUAAAAAUAUAAUAUCACUACUAAUCAAAAUAUAUUCCCUUAUAUUGAAGAUAAUUAGGAAUAAUUAUACAAUAUUAAACAACAAGGAGAUUUUAGAGUUAGUAAUGUAUAAAAUAGUGGAUCAUCAUAUUCUGCUAUUUAUAUGAGAAGAAGUCCAUAUACUUAUUAACUUAAGAGAGAUUUUCAAGAUCUUGCUGAUUUACUCUCUUAUUUAGGUGGAUUUGCUAAUAUUGUUGUUAUGAUCUUUGGCUUUUUUAUUACGUUUUAUAAUAAAUCUUAAUGUAUUUUCAAUCAUAUUUUUCUAGUCAUGAUUGAACUUGCUAAUUAAGUUUAUGAUUUCCCAGUUCAAAAUUCUAACAAUAUUGAUUGCUAAUAAAGAAAAGAAAUCAAAAAAACUAUUGCUAGAGCCAAAAGUAGAACUAUUAUUCAAAAACCUAAUUAAUAACACUCAUAAUUGUAAUCACCUAAAUAUAAUUAAAAUUAAUAAUUAAUAGUCAAUUAAACUACUAAAUAAGAUGAAUAAUUAAUAACUAAAUAAGAUGAAUAAUUAAUAACUAAAUAAAAUGAAUAUAAAACCUUCCAAUAAGAAUAAGAAAAAAUCAUAUAGUAAUUAGGUCUUACAGAUAGAAAGAGCUAUUUAACACAAUAAAUUUAGAAAAUCUUAAAUAGGAGUCUUCCUAUUUUCUUUAAUUGCAAAUAUAUUUUGUAUUAAUUAUUCUGUUAAAGAUUCUUUUAUGAUAGGAAUAGUAUUUUAUUACAAAAAGCUAUGUAUUAAUAAUAAUAAUAAUAAUAUAUAUAGAAAAAACAUUAAUCAAGACUUAGAUCUUUGCGUGAUUAUAGAUAAAGUCAAAGAAAUUAAUUUAUUGAAAGAACUAUUAUUGACUGAUGAUCAAUUAGUUUUGUUUGAUUUUGCUCCAAAAGAAGUUAUCAAUUUAGAAGUUGAUUAAAAGAUUACAAUAAAAAACUUAGCAAGAAAUACUUUAAGAAACUUUAAUUAGAUAUCAAACACACUUAAUAGUAAAGAAGAAUAAAAUAAGCCCAGUUCAACAAUUAAUACCUAUUAUAAGCUGUUUAAAGUAUUUUUUGAGCAUUAUAAUAUAGGCUUAUGAUCGCAUCCACUAAUCAUUGUAAUAGAAUGAUAAGAUCAAUGAAAAAUUGAUUGGUAAAUUGGGAUAAGAAGUAAGAGAUAUUUUUGAAGUUUCUCAAUUCAUUUAAUGGGAAAAUCAUAGGAAUAUCAAUAGUGAACCAUUAGAUGAAGAGUUUUAAUGUGAUUCUGUGAAUUCUGAUCCACCUUGCAUUACUAGUUUAGAGUAAUUCAAGAUAAAUUUAAAAUUAAAUAUUUGA